Messenger RNA from Sinocyclocheilus anshuiensis, 1056 nucleotides. Its product is annotated as elongation of very long chain fatty acids protein 1-like. Gene Ontology annotation, cellular component: endoplasmic reticulum membrane. NCBI's taxonomy places the organism in Eukaryota, Metazoa, Chordata, Actinopteri, Cypriniformes, Cyprinidae. The record is from RefSeq and is a predicted model, not a curated record. Gene Ontology annotation, biological process: fatty acid elongation, polyunsaturated fatty acid; sphingolipid biosynthetic process; very long-chain fatty acid biosynthetic process. The coding region runs from base 343 to 1035 and encodes 230 amino acids. The transcript is spliced from 7 exons. Gene Ontology annotation, molecular function: fatty acid elongase activity.
GUUGUCUCUUUAGAAUGAGCUGCUGCUCAGGUUUAUAUUGGGCAGGGAGCGCGGCCUGUCACUGCCUUGGCGAAACUCCCACUGGAAUACAGUCAUCCUUAUUCUGUCACUGGUGAAAACUGUGAUUGAAAGCCGCUGAAAGAAAGGAUAAAGACACUGGGAAGAACCAAAGUUCAGAGACCGUUUCCACUGCUUUCCUGGGUCUCCCAACCAUUGAUUUGCCCCUGUGGGGCAGUAUUAUUUUAGUUUGUUUUUAUAUAUUUAUUUAUUUAUUUUUGGCUGUGGUGACCGUAUCAACAGAAAGACAACAGUUUAUUGGUUGUCGGAAGAAAUAAAGACAAGAUGUUCCAAGAGGUGCUUUCAAACAUCUUGAGGUUCUAUGACUACCUUCUGAAAAGAACUGAUGCCAGAGUGCGGGAUUAUCCGCUGAUGCAGAGUCCUAUUCAGAUGACAGUCAUCUUGCUGGGAUACGUUAUCUUCGUUUUAUAUGUGGGACCACGGUGCAUGGCCAAUCGGAAACCUUUCUGCCUCAAAACAACUAUGAUUGUCUAUAAUUUCUCAAUGGUGGCCUUCAACGCCUACAUUGUUUAUGAGUUCCUGAUGUCUGGCUGGGCAACAACAUACACUUGGAGAUGUGACCUCUGUGACCCCUCCAGCAGUCCUCAAGCUCUCAGAAUGGUUCGGGUUGCCUGGUUGUUCUAUUUUUCCAAAUAUAUUGAACUUCUAGAUACGGUGUUUUUUGUGUUGAGAAAGAAGCACAGUCAGGUGACAUUCCUGCAUAUCUUUCAUCAUUCCAUCUUGCCCUGGACCUGGUGGUGGGGUGUUACUCUUACUCCUGCGGGUGGCAUGGGUUCUUUUCAUGCUAUGGUGAACACGUGUGUCCAUGUCAUCAUGUACACCUACUACGGUCUGGCUGCUGCAGGGCCGCGCUUCCAGAAAUAUCUGUGGUGGAAAAAGUACAUGACUGCUAUCCAACUGGUUAGUGUUAACUCCUUUAAAUUGUGUGAUUUAAAGGAUUACUUCCCACAAAAAUGAAAAUUUGCUGAAAACUCACUC